This is a messenger RNA of Staurois parvus, 293 nucleotides long. NCBI's taxonomy places the organism in Eukaryota, Metazoa, Chordata, Amphibia, Anura, Ranidae. The record is from the annotation of a GenBank genome assembly.
AUAGACUGUAGACAUAGUACAGGAAAUGACCAGAAACUGCGGAUGUACUAUAGGAGAUGACCAGAGACUGCAGACAUAGUACAGGAGAUGACCAGAGACUGCAGACAUAGUACAGGAGAUGACCAGAGACUGCGGACAUACUGCAGGAGAUGACCAGAGACUGCGGACAAAGUACAGGAGAUGACCAGAGAUUGCGGAUAGUACAGGAGAUGACCAGAGACUGCAGACAUAGUACAGGAGAUGACCAGAGACUGCGGACAGGAGAUGACCAGAGACUGCGGACAUACUGCAGG